GUGAAAUAUAGUACGUAGGUGGAGGUAUUUCCUCUACUGGGCCAAUCUUGUUAAUGAUUCAGAUAUUCACAGAGACUUUUUAUUGGUUCAUUUUUUAUCUUUAUUACAGAUCUGCGUCGCCGUAUAUAGGUAUUCAAUAUUUACAUAGGGAUGGUGGAGCAUGUGACCGAUGUAAGCAGGAUAACAGUAAAGAUGAUGCUAAGAGCCUGCUUGUCUAAAGAGGAUCAUGAAUCCUCUAAAGCACCGGCUGAGCUGGUCCCUGACGGUGACCCCACAGCGCCAGUCACCCACUGUACAGCUGAGCUCAACGGAGAUCUCUGGUUCCCUGAGGCCUCUGAGCUGCGGAGGUUAACCCCGGGUCUGUUUACACCUGACAUUCUGUUACAAGACCAAACUGAGCACUGAAAAGCACAUUUACUGAGGUGCCAGUACAGCUCUCUAAUACUUUUACUUUACCUUAUUGUGGUAUGUGGGAGACUUUUCAUGUCAUUUAUCGUUUUAUGAAGCUGUAACUGCUUACAUGGGGCUUUUAGAUUAUUAUAUUCACCUCAUUAGGCAUUUUUACAGUAUUUGAUAAAUACCACCACUAAAACCAUGGUAAUAAUCUAACAAUUUAAAACUUUAUGCUCAAUGGAGGACAUUUUUUCUUUCUCUCUUCGCUACAAUCCCUGUUUUUCUGUCAAGUGUGUCUGUCGCACCUACAACCUCAGUUGUCCUGGAGACGAACAGACCGGUCCAUCCAGUUCCUCCGUGCUGGGUCGGAAUCCGUCACCGUGCCGUCUGAUGCUGGCGGAAGUGUCAAGAAUGUGCUGGGAAGAGCUUUAAUACUUUGACUGCCUGACGGUGCUGAACAUGCAGCUCAGCUCUGUGCUCAGGGGUAUCAUUAAUGAGUUUUAAAUAGAAUUAUCUGUAAUACCUGAACCAAACUUAUCAUGUGGAAGAACGUGUUUCUAAGACAGCAGUGUAUUACCGGACAUUCAAUGUGCAUUGUCUCAUUUUACAUUUUAUAUUCCCUGAUGAAAGCGGAGAUCUUCAGAUCAGGGGAAAUAAAGCCAAGAGCUGAAUAAAUAUAGUUGGAACAUUUCUUGUAUUUUGGGUGAACUGCUCCUUAACAAUGCACGUUUACAUCAGAUGUUAAUUCCAAACCAUAACAUCAAAUGAUUUCAGCACUGCCACGUCCAGCCAAACAGACCAGCCACCCAUCACAGUGUCUGACAGGAGAUUGAAGAGCUUUGAAAUGGUCUAAAUCAACCAGUGACUGUUGUUCCUGAGAGAAAGCUGAGAGAGCACUUAAGCAAAGGAUAUUUAAGAACAUCGGCUGUGAUAUCGUGGCCUACUUUAAAUAUGAGUCAUUGUCACUCAGGUUAGUUUUCAUACAUUGUAUUUGAACUAUACGCUUGAACUGCUAUUUCUGAUUUUGAAAAAAGGUUAAUGCAGUUUCAGCUUUAGCUUUCCUCCCCAUGUGACUAAUGUGCCGCUGUGUUUACCUAUCUUUUUCCACUAGAUGUCACUUGCCCGCUGUUACUGCUGAAGUUGAGUCCAUGUCAAUGUGUGGAGCAACAGAGAAGCUGCAGAUGAGUAUUAUAGUUUGAAUGGCACCAGCCUCCACAGCCCUCUGAACUGCAGUAAACUCCAUAUUUCACCUGUCGUGACAUUAAAAAGUGAUGAAAAGGAACCUUCUUUAUAUUUCAUAGAAAGCACUUUGAAACGUGUUUUGUAAAGAAUAACAUUAAAAAAGGAUUAUCAAUAACAUCCAUCAUUAAAGCCAAUGAACCAGUCACCAUUACUGAUUUAUCGCGAUUUAAAAAUUAACAUUAUGGACAGCUUUUUAAUCACAAUAUAGACAGGAUUCUGUUAGUUAGCCCAAUUCCCAGACUUAUUAAUGGUUUCUUGAAAUAAACCGUAUAGUCUGAUGUGAAUAAAACAAUAGUCAUCUAUCAUAUCAGUGAUAAAUUAUGUGAAUAAACAUUUAAAUAUCGAGGAAAUUUGUAUCACAUCAUGAAACACAAUAAUGCUGAAAAAGAUAUUGGAUGAAUAAAGAGUAGUCCUAAUGAUUCAUAUUUGAUUCACACAUGUUAUGUGUAAGUUAUAAUAAUAUAUAAUAUUUGGAAACAUUAGUUUUUGGUGAUCUGGUGUCAUCCUGUGCUCAAAGAUUAGUUUCUGUUGUUAGCUCUCUUUAAUUAGUUAAGUAUACGCUGGCAAGCAAAGUGGAUUAGAACUUCAGAAGGCUUUCAUACAGACGCACAGAAAGCUGAUUGGCUACAACACACACACACACACACACACACACACACACACACACACACACACACACACACACACACACACACACACACACACACACACACACACACACACACACACACACACACACACACACACUGAUACUUGCAAAGCCUUUUCAGUAAACAUACUUUCCGUGCCUGCGUGCUUGGUGGAUGCAGCACAUCCUGGCUAUGGCGUCUAUGGGAUAUGUUACAGGUAUAUUUUGACAGACAGACAUGGGAAACUAUAACAGCUCCACAGUGGAGGAACUACAAGCUUGUGAGAGUCAUCAGUGGUACAGAAAAUUCAUGACCGAGUGCCCGUCCGGAGUUCUCACCUUCUACGAGUUCAAGCAGUUUUUCGGCCUGAGGAAUCUGUCGGACACAUCAAACGCCUACAUCGAGACCAUGUUCACCACGUUUGACAUGAAUGACGAUGGUUACAUUGACUUCAUGGAGUAUGUGGCUGCACUGAGUCUGGUGCUGAAAGGAGGAGUGCAGCAGAAGCUCCGCUGGUAUUUCAAACUGUAUGAUAUCGAUGGGAGUGGCUGCAUCGACCGCGAGGAGCUGCUUCAGAUUAUUAAGUCCAUUCGAGCAAUCAAUGGAAUCCCUCAGGAGAUGUCCGCAGAGGACUUUGCCAACAUGGUGUUUGACAAGAUUGACAUCAAUGGAGACGGUGAACUGUCCUAUGAGGAGUUCAUAGAGGGGGUCCUGAACGACGAAAUGCUCCUGAAGACGCUGACGGAGAGUCUGGACCUGACACACAUAGUCCAAAAGAUUCAAGGAGAGAUUAGGGCCAACAUUUAGGACUUCCAACUGUUUACAGACUUUUACAUGACUGUGCCACAGCAGAAUGAGUGAAAAUGCGGUUUCAGGAUAAUCCACAAACUUUAAAAUGCAAAGUAUAUGACCAAAUACGCCAUAUGAUUAAAACAUGAGUAGAUAUUCACAGCCAAAAACAAACAUGGUAUCAGGUGCAUGAAGUUAAUAACACGUUCUUUGAAUCUUCUGAUAAACACCAGCUGAAAUGAAACACCACGAUUUCUGUCCAACGACCAUUAAGUGCUUUAUAUGCAUGAACUUGUUGCAUGUUGUUUAACAGUAAACACAUGAUGAACUAUCUGCAGCAUUCAGAGAUGCUAACUCACCUGAUUGUAGUGUGUUAUAUAGAGUAGACUGUUAUCCUUCCUUUGAACCAACACAGAGAAGUGUGUACUUUUGUAAAGCCUUCCCAAACAUUUUUGAACAGGUCUGAUAUGAUGUAGUCACUGAGCACUAGCUUUAAUAUAUAUUUUAAAAUGUUUGUCAGCCUCAGAUUUCUUACUUACAUAAGCAAAUCAAAUCAGGAAAUAAAACUUAUUUAUAGUUCCUCAUAGUAGGAGUCUUCCGUGUUCGCACCAAUUCCUCAAACAGUCACUGUGCUUGUGUGUGUGUGUGUGUGCGUGUGUGUGUGUGUGUUUCAGAUUCUGACUACCUCAAAUUGUACCUGUAGGUGACUCAUCUGUCCUUAUUGUUGUACAGUGUUGAUUUCCUUCUCUCUGCUUCCUUGUAUUUUCCGAGUCCAACGGACGUAAUUUCCCAAUAAAAACUCUGAUAUUAUUGAGACAAAGCAGAGAAAUGUUUGUUUAGUGUUAGUAUAUAAUAACUUUAAAUAUGUAGUGUGAUACAAAAAUAUACUUUUCUGUAUUUUCACAUUUGAAGAC
Molecule: messenger RNA, 3967 nt
Organism: Pleuronectes platessa (European plaice)
Lineage: Eukaryota; Metazoa; Chordata; Actinopteri; Pleuronectiformes; Pleuronectidae
Gene: guca1ab.2
Product: guanylyl cyclase-activating protein 1
Exons: 4
Coding region: 2502-3071 (189 amino acids)
Biological process (GO): visual perception; positive regulation of guanylate cyclase activity
Cellular component (GO): cone photoreceptor outer segment; photoreceptor inner segment
Molecular function (GO): calcium sensitive guanylate cyclase activator activity; calcium ion binding
Source: RefSeq, a predicted model, not a curated record